AUGUCACUGCAAGCAAAAGACAUCCCUCCGAAGCUAACAAGCUCUUUUACUCCACCAGUGUCUAGAUUCCAAUCUCAAAUCAGCCCUGACCCCUCAGCGGAAUUUUGCUCGGAGAUUGGGCGUUAUGCCCUGUAUAUCCAUCUUGGGUGUCCUUGGGCACAUCGAACAAAUAUAGUAUACCGCCUCAAACAACUGCAGGAGAUAGUGGACCUUAGUGUUGUAUCUAUCCAUCGAGGUGGUACCAAUGGCUGGACGUACGAUAGUACGGGAGGAUCUGAAACCAUUGACCACGUGGAAGGUUUUCACAACUUCCGAGAAAUGUACGAAAAGGCGGAUCCUGAAUAUGAAGGGAGUUACUCUGUCCCGGUGCUCUGGGAUCGGAAAAGUAAGACAAUCGUCAACAACGAUAGUGUACAGAUCAUGCGAAUUUUAUCCUACUCUUUUGACGAAUUCCUUGCCCCCGAGAUGAGAGAAAUCAACAAGCCUGCCGGAGGAUUGCGGCCAGUGAGUCUGGCUGGCGAAAUCGACCAUCUUGGAGACAGUAUUGAAUCCGAUGUCAAUUGGGGAACAUACAAAUGUGGUAUGGCACAAACGCAGGAAGAUUAUGAUUUGGCAAUGGAACUGUUGUUCGUCAAAUUUGAGGAACUUGAAGGCAGACUCGAGGACAGAAAGUACUUGUUUGGAGAUCAUAUCACAGAGACAGAUAUCAGACUUUUCCCUACGGUGAUUCGUUUCGACAUGGCAUACUAUACUAUAUUCAACUGUAAUUGGAAACAAAUUCGACACGACUAUCCAAAUCUGCACCGUUGGCUAAGACACAUUUACUAUGAAGUCGAUUGCGAGACUAAAGAUGCAUUCAGAAGUACAACCCACUUUGAAAUAUUCAUGGAAGGCUAUGCAUUAUCAGCUAUGAGAAUGAAACUUGUACCAUGGGGGCCUGCGGUUCCGAUAAUGCCGUUGGAUGCCUAG
This is a messenger RNA of Glarea lozoyensis ATCC 20868, 969 nucleotides long. Its product is annotated as Glutathione S-transferase (GST), C-terminal. Bases 1 to 969 code for a protein of 322 amino acids. The transcript is spliced from 4 exons. The record is from RefSeq and is a predicted model, not a curated record. NCBI's taxonomy places the organism in Eukaryota, Fungi, Ascomycota, Leotiomycetes, Helotiales, Helotiaceae. Gene Ontology annotation, cellular component: cytoplasm. Gene Ontology annotation, molecular function: glutathione transferase activity.